This is a messenger RNA of Protopterus annectens (West African lungfish), 1394 nucleotides long. RefSeq names its product aminoacyl tRNA synthetase complex interacting multifunctional protein 2 (gene AIMP2). The transcript is spliced from 4 exons. NCBI's taxonomy places the organism in Eukaryota, Metazoa, Chordata, Ceratodontiformes, Protopteridae. Gene Ontology annotation, cellular component: aminoacyl-tRNA synthetase multienzyme complex. Bases 137 to 1078 code for a protein of 313 amino acids. The record is from RefSeq and is a predicted model, not a curated record.
UUUCAUUUUAUGCGUCUCGGGUGAAGCGGUGCCGGGGGAGUCUGAGAGGGUGGCUGAGCAGACACGUAGUAUCUUUACUUUUAUCUAUUAAAGCAGACAGUUGUCUGUUUGUAGAAGUAACUCGUGUUUCUUAGCCAUGCCAAUGUAUUCAAUGAAACCGAUCUCUGUAGGAAGAGACGUCCAGGUGGAGCUGCCCACGUGUAUGUACAAGCUCCCAAACGUUCAUGCAAACAGUGAGGCUGUACCGGAUGAGAACGCAGUCCCAGUGCUUGAAGCAUUGGAAGCCCGUCAGGAAGAAAUCCUUAAGCGUUUGUAUGAACUGAUGGCUGCUGUGGAAGGAAUUUCAAAGAUGGUACAGACACCAGAUGCUGAUCUUGAUGUUACAGAUAUUGCUGAUGUGGAUUGCUCUGCUUCAGAUAGUACAGCUGUUACACAUUUGGAUGAACUUCUGGGCAAGCAUUAUGGAGUCCUUAGAGAUGUUGUUAUCAGUGCCAACCCUUGUAAGCCACCUCUGUCUCUGUUUGUCUUGCAUCGCCUGCUGUGUCGGCAGUACAAGGUGCUAUCAUCCAUCCAUGUGCACUCUUCAGUCAGUUCUGUCCCUGCACACCUUUUGAAGUGUUUUAUGGAACAAACCAGGAGUUAUUCACGUCAGGAGUACCAGCUGGGAAUAACACUAAUUUGGAAAGAUGUAUCCAAGCCUCAAAUGAAGUUCAGUGUCCAGAAUAUGUGCCCCAUUGAAGGAGAAGGCAACAUUGCCCGCUUUUUGUUUUCCCUUCUUGGCCAGAGAUUCAACGCACUAACUUCAACUUUGAUUGACAGCUGGAUUGAUGUAGCUGUUUUCCAGCUAAUGGAAGGGAGCAAUAAAGAGAAAUCUUCUGUGUUGCGUUUGUUAAAUAAUGCCCUGGGUAAAACAUCAUGGCUGGUGGGCAAUGAAUUUACAGUUGCUGAUAUUGUAACAUGGUGUGCAGUCAGAGAGAUGGGUAAAGCCAUUGCUGUUCCAGAUAAUGUUCUUAAGUGGAUGAAUGCUUGUGAAAAUUUAGCACCUUUCAGUGAAGUUUUGCAACUUCUUGGUGCCUAGCUGUUUACAAGUGUCAUCAUUUUUUUCACUGUGAAACUAAAGUGUUUUAUCCUUGUUACUACUGCCGUAGGCAGAGUAGGCAGUUUUUUCUUAUGACAAAACGUACUUGGUUAUUUGCUGUUACAGGAAUUGGAUUCAUUCAGUGUGUUCCACUGUAGCUUGAGCAGACUUACUGGAUGAUAGCAGGAAAGCAGUCAGCUGUCCCUGAGUAUCUCUUGGAUUUGUUUGUGAAAAUAAGCUAACUGUUGGGAACCUGAAAGUGAUAGAUCUGUUUUAGUUCACAGGUGAUAAUAAAAUUAAUCCUAUUGGAGUAUUC